Messenger RNA from Morone saxatilis (striped sea-bass), 1179 nucleotides. Its product is annotated as neurexin-3a-like. NCBI's taxonomy places the organism in Eukaryota, Metazoa, Chordata, Actinopteri, Moronidae. The record is from RefSeq and is a predicted model, not a curated record.
UGAUGGAACCAAGAGCGGCCACUGGAUCCCUUGUCAGCUCCAUUUCACAGUGGACAACAUGAAGGAGGAACAUCUACUCGCCCUGAUAGCCAGAGAAGUCCAUUCCAUCAGACCGUGCACCAUGAGUCUUGAUAGCAUCUGUUCUGAAGUGUAAAAAAACCCCAAAAACAAAACUCAUUAAUACAUCACCUCCUCCUCUCUCCCUCUGCUGGUCCUCUCUUUAACACUUAGGAGGAAAGCAACAAUACCUCCAUUCCUACUGGACAAUUACUGAUGUGAUUGACCUUAAGACUGUUAACCACAACGACUGUUCUCCUACUACUGCCCCUUUCCCCCUUUAAAAACAUAUUUUUAUAAGACAUAUUUAUCUGAAUAUAUCUCUGCACAUAUUGUGGAUAAAACUGUGGAUCCUUGAAAAUCCGCCUCAUCACCUGAAGAUUCGAUUUUAUUGAUUCCCCAUCAGACACUUUCUUGGAUUAAUAUUUUUUGCAGCUAUGGAUCUUGUAGGUUUUUCUAUCAGGCUGCAAGUGUUCCUCAGCACAUGUCUGGGACUGGAAUUUUUAGGCACACCAGGUCAGUGGGCACGCUACCUCCGCUGGGACGCCAGCACCCGCGGUGACCUCAGCUUCCAGUUCAAGACAGAGGCCUCGAAGGCGCUGCUGCUGUACUUUGAUGACGGAGGCUACUGUGACUUUCUGCAGCUGUCGGUGGUGGAGGGCCGACUGCAGCUGCGCUUCAGCAUCGACUGUGCUGAGACCACGGUGGUGUCCGACAGACGGGUGGACGACAACAGCUGGCACUUUGCCACUCUGAGCAGGUAUAACCUGCGCACAGUGCUCGUACUGGAUGGCCAGGCCAAAGCAGAUGAGGUGCGGCCUCAGCGUCUGUUCAUGAAAAUAGUCAGCGACCUGUUCCUGGGUGGAGUGCCUCAGGAUAUCCGCAAUGGUGCGCUCACACUGCCCACAGUGCGAAACAUGCAGCCCUUCAGGGGCACAAUUACAGACCUCAAAUAUGGCAUCUCACAGCCCCUGUUCCUGGGAAGCCUUAAGGUGCCCCUGGAGUCAGAAGGGUGGUGCACCAUGAACCCGUGUGAGAAUGGCGGUACGUGUUCCGUGGUGGAUGGAGAGCCGGUCUGCGACUGCUCCAAAACAGAAUACAAGGGCCGCUUCUGCAGUGAAG